Bactrocera latifrons is the source of this 261-nucleotide messenger RNA. RefSeq names its product neuropeptides capa receptor-like. The record is from RefSeq and is a predicted model, not a curated record. The transcript has 3 exons. Bases 40 to 261 code for a protein of 73 amino acids. Lineage: Eukaryota; Metazoa; Arthropoda; Insecta; Diptera; Tephritidae.
GCAUCUGAGACGACAAUACCGGAGUCCGCGUUCUGCAGAAUGUCGCACUACCCUGAAGAGUUUCCACUGUUCGAUAUCUCGUUUUGCUUCUUCUUCGUCAUACCGAUGCUGCUGAUAAUCAUCUUGUAUGGCAAGAUGGGCGCACAGAUACGUUUCAGCACGACACUGCAGUUGGGCGUUCAACAGGGCUCUAUGCACCAGGAAUCUCGACAUCAGCAGACACGCAAAGCCAUUAUACGCAUGUUGGAGGGUAACAAUUAA